Messenger RNA from Thunnus maccoyii (southern bluefin tuna), 1331 nucleotides. It is a transcript of the gene edaradd, whose product is annotated as EDAR-associated death domain. Bases 259 to 891 code for a protein of 210 amino acids. Gene Ontology annotation, biological process: signal transduction. The record is from RefSeq and is a predicted model, not a curated record. Gene Ontology annotation, molecular function: protein binding. The transcript has 6 exons. NCBI's taxonomy places the organism in Eukaryota, Metazoa, Chordata, Actinopteri, Scombriformes, Scombridae.
CCGUCAGACCCGCUGCUUCUUCCCACUUUAACUUGAAUAAUAAACCGGGUUGGAUCCACGUGCAGAACCGGGGUUAACGUUAGCUGGGAGGCUAGCGGAGCGUUAGCCGCAGCAUUACUGGAGGGAAGCACAUCCCCCCCUCCCCAUACAGACAUAUUGGAUAAAAAUAAAAAUAUACAUGCUUAGAGUUCUGGUAUUCAUAUCCCAUAAAAUGAUCACCAUUAACUGGUUUAAGCCAAACCUUCCAACUCUGGAGCAAUGGAAGCAAAGGUUGAAAGAGACAGAAUCAGCUCUGAACCUGUGGAGGACACAGACACAACCAGCUUUGUGGCAGAAUUCUCAUUGGAGGCCAAUUAUCCUGUGCAAGUGACAGAUCGUCAUGAUGCAGUGACACUCCACCUGACCUCCAUGCCCUCUGGAUACCGGAGCCCCUCCUCAGACAGGAUAAGACAGCCAGUUGAAGAUGGUGAGGAAUGCACCUGCCCAACAUCUACUUCACCAGACUUCCCCAAAGAACUGCAGUUACUAAACAGUCCCUGUGAGAAAUGCUGCUGCCCAGCACCUCCUCCCAAGAUCAGCGACCUCAUGAACGACAAAGAUCUCCUGGAUUUACUACGGCUCAAACUGGAUCCAAACCACUGCACCAUCAAAAACUGGAAGAACUUUGCGAGUCGCUGGGGGAUGAGCUACGAUGAACUGACCCUGCUGGAGCACCGGACCCAGGGCUCUUUGUCCCACAGCCCUACCCAGGAGUUCCUGCUGCGCUACAACCAGAAGACGGUCACUGAGCUCACCGAACUUUGCCGCAUCUACCAGCGCAUUGAUGUGCUGCGACUGCUGCAGAGCUGGAUAGAGAAGGACUGGCCAUCACGCUGGCAACAGACUCAUUAACCAGCUGCACCCACAAUUGACUCUUUGCAUAUUUAUCCUGUUUCUCUUUUUUUCUUCUGUCAGGGUUGUACUUGUUAGGAAUUUCCUCUUCCUCUUGGAUACAUUUUGCCAAAUUUUGACUUUAGUAACUUUAUCAAGUGAUUUUAGGCAAAAGUCAACAAUGAACAACAACUGAAAAGAUUCUGUGGAGAAUGUCAAUCACUUGGUGCUUAAGGUAGCACAUUAUCUUACAGACUGCAUAGCACUAACAAGGUUUACUACUGAUUAACAGUUUGGCUUGCUGAACAUUUUUGACAUAUGAGCGACAUAGCUUUUGAGAUGGAGAUGUUGGUCUGACUAUCUGUUGGUUGGUUGGCUCACCACUGUGGUCCAGACUGAAAGCUAUUGGCUAUUGGAUGGAUUGCCAUUACAUAUUGUACAGACAUUCAUGGUCCCCAGAG